AUGGUUAAAGGCCGUACCCUGAUGUCGCUGCUCGCUGGCGCGGCGAGCAUACUCUCAGCCAAAGCCAGCGUGAAGCCAGAGCCGAAACACCUUGCUGGGUCCUACAUUGUAGAAUUCGAGGACUCUCAGAGCUCGGCAGAGUUCUUUAACCAUCUCGGAUCCAAGGCGGAGACGCGUAUGAACCUGAACUAUAAGCUGUUCAAAGGGGCGUCUAUCCAAUUCCGCGACCUCAAGACAGCCGAGGAAGAAGUGGGCAAGCUGGAUUCCCUCCGCAGCGUUAAGCAGAUAUGGCCAAACAGGGUGUACACGCUCCCGAAAGACGAGGUUGUCUGGACCGGGCGUAUUGGAGGGGAGGACUUCGUCAAGAACGUCAAGAGGCAGCUGGGAAAUGACACAUUCACCCCCCAUGUGAUGACCCAGGUCGACAAGCUCCAGGCUAAGGGUUUUACCGGGAAGGGGGUCAAGAUCGCGAUCAUCGACUCCGGGGUUGACUACACUCACCCUGCGUUAGGCGGCUGCUUUGGUCGUCCCGAUUGUUUGUUCACCUUUGGUACCGAUAUCGUUGGCGACGACUACGAUGGCACCAAUAUUCCGGUGCCCGAUGCGGACCCAUACGAUGACUGUGGUGGCCAUGGUACCCAUGUCGCAGGAAUCAUUGCAGCACAAGCCAACGAGAUGGGCUUCGGGGGGGCUGCCCCUGAUGUUGAGCUGGGCAUGUAUAGGGUGUUUGGAUGCGUAGGUAGUGUCUCUAACGAUAUCUUGAUCGACGCCUACAUGCAGGCAUUCGAGGCCGGGUCCGACAUCAUCACGGCUUCAAUAGGAGGCGCCUCAGGUUGGAGCGAAGAUCCGUGGGCCGUCGCCGUAUCUCGGAUCGUCGAAGCGGGCGUUCCAUGCACUGUUUCAGCCGGUAACGACGGUUCGGCUGGUCUGUUCUACGCCAGCAGUGCAUCCAACGGCAAAAAGGUGACAUCUGUAGCUUCGAUCGACAACGAAGUCACACCACUACUCCUUACCGAAUCGAGCUUCAGUAUCGACGACGGCGAGGAGCAGGACUUCGGGUAUAACCUCGGGGAUCCGGGUAGCUGGGCCAACGUGAGCCUCCCGCUCUGGACCCCGUCGUUCAACACCGAUGACCCGGCGAUGGCCUGCACCGCGCUGCCCGACGACACCCCCGACCUGUCCGGGAAGAUCGUCUUGAUCCGCCGUGGUUCAUGCACCUUCGCCGACAAGUCUACCAACGCGGCCAAGUUUGGAGCUAGAUAUGUCAUGUUCUACAAUAACGUCCCAGUUGGAACGGUCGGCCCUGUGAUUAACAGAGUCCCCGGAAUUCUAGGGAUCGGCAUGGUAACUGCGGAUCAAGGCGCGGCUUGGAUAUCCUCCUUGCAGAGCAGCUCCAAUGUCACUCUUCACAUGCUUGACCCCCUCACCGCGCCUGUUAGCUUGAUUCAGCCGAAGAACACGAUCACCGGCGGGUCCCCGAGCGUUUUCACAACCUUAAACCCAACCUUCGAGAUGGACGUUAAACCGCAGCUCGCCGCCCCGGGCGGCAUGAUCCUGUCGACAUACCCGACCUCCAUGGGUUCGUAUGCUGUCCUGUCGGGGACAUCGAUGUCGUGCCCGCUGGUCGCCGCUAUCUACGCCCUGCUGUCGAACGCCCGCGGCACCCUUGACCCUGCUACUAUCGAAAACCUGCUGUCGGCCACGGCAAACCCGGUGUUAUUGAACGACGGAACUGGGACGUACCCGGUGUUGGCUCCCGUCGUACAGCAGGGCGCCGGUAUAGUCCAGGCAUACGAUGCUGCUUUUGCGACAACACUGCUGAGCAAGUCGAGCCUCUCCUUUAACGACACCGAUCACUUCGUCGAUACGCUGAAUUUUACCAUCCGAAACUUGGGCACCGAAGCUGUUACCUACGAGCUCGGGAGCGUUGGUGCUGCCACCGCUUACACCUUCUCAAACUCGAUCAACCCGGACCCGUUCCCUGGCUUGACGCUUACGGAUGAAUUUGCUACCGUCGCCCUGAGCGAGGCUGAGGUUGAGGUUGCAGCUGGCGGCGAGGCUACCGUCUCCGUGACGGUGACCCCUCCCGCCCUCGACGGCACCUUCUUGCCAGUAUAUUCCGGCUACAUCACCAUUAACGGCACCAACGGAGACAGCCUGUCACUUCCCUACAACGGAGCCGUCGGCAGCCUGCGUGAGAGGCAGGUUCUCGAAAGGGGCUAUCUAGCGCUCUCGACGGACCAGAACUACGACCCUGUGGAGGGAAAUACGACCUUCACACUGCCCCGGACGAACGGCACGAUCGAUACCACAUACCCCGCUGGUGUAGCGAUAUUCUCAUUUGGUUCACCGCGGGUUAACGUCCGAGCCGUGCCGAUUAACAGUAGCCAGAACUCUAGUGCUGAAGGCAGCGAGAUUUUCGGUUCUCCGACCUACUAUGUAGCUCGAGAUUUCCUCAUCACAGCUUGGGACGGUAGACUAGCGGAUGGCAGCCUCGCACCGGCCGGCUCGUACAAGCUACGCUUCGAAGCGUUGCACGUCUUCGGAGACGCCGGCAACUCAUCCGACUACGACACCGCGGAAUCUGUUCAGUUUUCCAUCCGUUAUGUGUAG
Messenger RNA from Durotheca rogersii, 2613 nucleotides. RefSeq names its product subtilisin-like protein. The coding region runs from base 1 to 2613 and encodes 870 amino acids. The transcript is spliced from 8 exons. Gene Ontology annotation, biological process: proteolysis. Gene Ontology annotation, cellular component: cytosol; membrane; cell wall. Gene Ontology annotation, molecular function: tripeptidyl-peptidase activity; serine-type endopeptidase activity. The record is from RefSeq and is a predicted model, not a curated record. NCBI's taxonomy places the organism in Eukaryota, Fungi, Ascomycota, Sordariomycetes, Xylariales, Xylariaceae.